Messenger RNA from Elaeis guineensis (African oil palm), 1861 nucleotides. RefSeq names its product transcription factor TCP21. Gene Ontology annotation, cellular component: nucleus. The record is from RefSeq and is a predicted model, not a curated record. Gene Ontology annotation, molecular function: sequence-specific DNA binding; DNA-binding transcription factor activity. NCBI's taxonomy places the organism in Eukaryota, Viridiplantae, Streptophyta, Magnoliopsida, Arecales, Arecaceae.
CUUCUUCUCUCUCUUACCAAUAUCGUGGUCACAUUGUAGCAGCACUGGGCCCCACCCUCCCAUGUGCCCUUCCCCUCUGUCUCCACCGGCUCCUGCCGCUCGCUCAAUCAUUACUCCCUUCACCUCCCACCCCAAACCUCUACCCCCCUCCCUACCUCUCUUAACUCCGUUACUCUAUCCUCUCGCCUUUUCUCGUUAUUCCAGGCUUAUUCUAAGCUUGUUCCACUGCGAUGACGACGCCCGACAGGGUUACUAACGGCGGGCAGGCCUCGGGCGGGGCCGCGCAGCAGCAAGUGAUGGCGGCGGGCGCAAACGGCACGGCGCUGGCCGUCAAGAAGCCGCCGGCGAAGGACCGGCACAGCAAGGUGGACGGGCGUGGGCGGCGGAUCCGGAUGCCGAUCGUCUGCGCCGCCCGCGUUUUCCAGCUGACCCGCGAGCUCGGCCACAAGUCCGAUGGCCAGACCAUCGAGUGGCUCCUCCGCCAGGCCGAAUCCUCCAUCAUCGCCGCCACCGGCACUGGCACCAUCCCCGCCUCCUUCUCCUCCUCAUCCACCUCCCGCUCCGCUGCCACCCACUCCCUCUCCUCCCCCUCCUCCUCUUCCUCCUCCGCCGCCGCCGACCACAAGAACCCCCACCAUCUGCUCCCCCCGGCCGUCCCCCAUCCCUUUAUCCUCGGCAAGCGCCUCCGAUCCGAUGACGACUCGUCCGCCGACAAGGACGACUCCGCCGCCGCUGCCGCCGGCGGCGCUAGCGGCCAUCUCAUCGGACCGGCUGGGGGCUUCUGGGCGGUGCCAGCCAGGCCAGACUUCGGGCAGCUGUGGAGCUUCGCGGCUCCGGAGAUCGUCAUGCCGCCGGCGGCGGCGGCCAUCACCGGACGGUUCGCCGCCGCCCAGCCGGUCGGGGAGGCCUCGGCCGCUAGGGUGGGGAACUACCUGCCUAUCGCCCAGGGGCACCUCAACCUUCUCGCCUCCUUGUCGGGGGCGCCGACGACUGCGGCCGCCGCGGGGAGGAGAGAGGACGAGUCUCGCUGAUCCUUUCCGGUUCUUAGGCUUAGGGUUAGGGUUUUAGGAUUCUUAUUGUUGUUAGGUCUAAGAUUGGGUGAAGCAAACGUCGGCGUUUGUGGAAUCGAAUGAAUUAAUUCGCCCUGUGUCUUUCUUUUUCUUCUUUGUUUGUGAGGCUGGUUCAAGGAGGAGUGGAGAAUUCGGGUUUGUGAAACGGCUUGGGUUCCCUGAGCUGCUCAGCAAGUUAACACGAAUGGUUAGAGAAAGAAAAAUCCUGGAAUCAGAAUGAUCACUACCAUACUCAAUGGAAAGAUUGGAGCUUCACUAUGUCCUGUUCUGCCGAGGAGAAUGUAGGAUACCAAAGGCUUCAUCAAUCCUCUCUUCUUCCUACAAGCCACCCAGUGUGCUCAAGAAAGGCUUCUGUGGAAAUUUAUGUUUCCGGGGAAUAUAUGGGAUUACAAGGUUAAGAAGUAGUAUUGGAGUUCGGUUUGAUUGAAUUACUGGCAACAGGAAUUCUAUAAGUUGGUUAAUUUAUUAUCUCGGUGUCUGCGGAGGAGAAUUUGGAUUAAUAAGUGAUCUGAGGUGCUUUUAAUGAAGAGGGCUUGGGAACCCAGUGAUUUGUGACUGAGGCUUGGGGUAUCUUCCUCCAUUCUCUCCAUUUAUCUCUACGUCAAGUGUGAAAAUGGCUGCAGAAAAACUUCUGUUGUAAGCCCGUAAGUUCUGUUAAUUUAACUUCCAUCUGUAUUUUAGUCAUUUUUCCUGGAUUUAUUAGUAAGGAAAUAAUGAGUGAUUAUAUGUAUUUAUGGAUUGUUUGGAGUGUAUGAUGCAAAUAAAAAUGUACCUCUUCUUGCUGCCGCCUA